Molecule: messenger RNA, 2430 nt
Organism: Mangifera indica (mango)
Lineage: Eukaryota; Viridiplantae; Streptophyta; Magnoliopsida; Sapindales; Anacardiaceae
Product: serine/threonine-protein kinase STY46-like
Exons: 16
Coding region: 298-2001 (567 amino acids)
Biological process (GO): protein phosphorylation
Molecular function (GO): ATP binding; protein kinase activity
Source: RefSeq, a predicted model, not a curated record
CAAAAAUAAAAAUACAGUACUCACGAUUCACGAACCGGGCAAAAUCCAACGUAAAUAAUUUUCAUUAUUUAUUUAUUUAUUCGAUAAAAAGUCUCUUCAAAUCUGCUUUCUAUAAACGAACUAACUCAGUUCACGUACCCACCGUCACCCAAAGCUACCAAAAAAAGAAUCAACAGCCUGCUUUUGAUUUUCAUUUUUACUUGAAUUUAUUUUUAACCUAACGAAAAUCUCUAUUGGUCUCGUUGCGUUUUUGUUCGACGAAACUCUGUUGUUGUUGUUGUCGUCGUCGUCGAAUCAAUGGUGAUGGAGGAAACAAACGAGAGCUGUGGCAGCCGAGCAAGUGACACGUCAUCCUCGUCGUCUCCGCUGGCUCACAGCCGGCAGCAGAGGCAGAAACUCGAGGUUUACAAUGAGGUACUUCGUCUCCUUAAACAAUUGAACAUCGAAGAAGCAAAUCUGCCUGGCUUCGAAGACGAACUGUGGACUCAUUUCAAUCGUCUCCCUGCUCGAUAUGCAUUGGAUGUCAAUGUGGAGAGAGCUGAAGAUGUUCUUAUGCACAAGAGAUUACUACAUUUGGCAUAUGAUCCGGAUAACCGACCAGCAAUUGAGGUCCGACUUGUGCAGGUUCCUCCAACGCGUGAUCGAAAGGCAGAUGAUUCUGUUGUUCCAGCCUCUCCGAGGGAAGUAGCCACCGAGGCUUCAUCUAGACAGAGCAUGCAUCCACCACCUGCUUUUGGUUCGUCACCUAAUCUUGAAGGCCUGGCAAUUGAAGCAAAUAAAUUUGAAGAUAUAGAUGGGGAUAAUUCUGUACACAACAAUGCACAAUUUUCUCGGCCAAUGCAUGAAAUUACUUUUUCAUCAGAUGAUAAGCCAAAACUUCUAAGUCAGUUGACUUCCUUACUCGCUGAGAUUGGGCUAAACAUUCAAGAAGCACAUGCCUUUUCCACUGUUGAUGGUUUCUCCUUAGAUGUCUUUGUGGUUGAUGGUUGGCCAUAUGAGGAGACAGAGCAGCUUAGAGUUGCAUUGGAGAAGGAAGUUUUUAAGAUGGAGAAGCAGGGUUGUUAUGAGGAAACACCAAUGAAAUGUGAUCCUGAACAUGUGGAAAUACCUAGUGAUGGGACUGAUGUCUGGGAAAUCAAUCCUAAACAUCUGAAGUUUGGGAACAAAGUUGCAUCUGGGUCAUAUGGCAAUUUGUACAAAGGUACAUACUAUAGUCAAGAAGUGGCCAUUAAAGUCCUUAAACCUGAGCGUGUAAAUUCAGAUUUGCUGAAAGAGUUUGCUCAGGAAGUCUUUAUCAUGAGGAAGGUGCGGCAUAAGAAUGUUGUACAAUUCAUUGGUGCAUGUACCAAGCCCCCUAGCUUGUGCAUUGUGACAGAAUUUAUGUCUGGUGGGAGUGUGUAUGAUUACUUGCACAAGCAGAAGGGCACUUUCAAGCUUCCAUCCUUAAUAAAAGUAGCUAUAGAUGUUUCCAAAGGAAUGAACUACCUGCACCAAAACAAUAUAAUACACAGGGAUUUGAAGGCUGCCAACCUUUUGAUGGAUGAAAAUGAAGUGGUUAAGGUAGCUGAUUUUGGUGUUGCUAGAGUGAAAGCUCAAUCUGGAGUUAUGACUGCUGAAACUGGGACGUAUCGAUGGAUGGCUCCUGAGGUUAUUGAACACAAGCCAUAUGAUCACAAGGCUGAUGUUUUUAGUUUUGGAAUCGUGCUGUGGGAAUUGCUCACUGGAAAGCUUCCAUACGAAUACUUGACACCGUUACAGGCAGCUGUUGGAGUGGUCCAAAAGGGUCUACGGCCUACAAUCCCAAAGAAUGUGCAUCCAAAGCUGGCAGAGCUGCUUGCAAAAUGCUGGCAGCAAGAUCCAGCUGCAAGACCUGAUUUUUCCGAAAUUAUUGAGGAUCUGCAGCAAAUUGCUAAGGAGGUUGCAGAAGACGGCGAGCAUGAGCGUCGUAAAGAGAAGUCAUCUGGGGGAUUCCUGUCCGUCCUCCGUAGAGGCCACCACUGAAAUUUACCCGGAGAUACAUAGAAGUUUAAGUGUGCAGAUCUUUAUUUUGUCAGCUUCUUUUUCAUCACCACUGUACAGUAUUUUUUCCUCCAGAUGACGAAAGGUUUUCGUCCUUUUUUUGGGGUUUGAGUUUGUGUCUUCAUUAAUUAACCCAUCAUUUGCGCUUGAUGAAGUAAAGUUGUAGUGAGGGAGACUGACAUGAUGAGGAAGAGCUUGAGCUUUAUGUAACUUCAGCAUUUCACAUGAGGGCUUGAAGUUAUUUAUAGUGGAUACAGUUCCUUAAUUUUUAAAAAUCACUAUCUUAAAUAGAAACUUUGUAAUAAUGUGUAGAUGACACAAUCAUAUGUUUUCGUUUUUAAGGAACAAACUAGUAAAGUAUGUAAGUUGUUGAAUUCACAUAAUCCUAUGUUUUCGUUAUUUAGAGAUAAA